AUCAUGGCUCCCUUUCUGUCCCUCGACCAGUUCUAUGACAAAGCUUGGGGUCAUGUGUGGCCUCACCACGAAGGCAGAGUUUCUAUAGCCGACAUCGGCCUGCCCAUCAACACCGAUCCCGACGACGUCUUUAACUUCCCUGUUCAAGUUGACGAUCAUUUCGACUACACUUGCUAUGAGGAUUUGGAUGCCAUCUAUCGUCUCCUCCAUUUGAAGAAGUCACACGCGAGUGUUCUCAUUGUUCGUCCUGAGUACGACUUGCUUCGGAUGGCAAUUGAGAGCGAUAGUCAGUUCAAAAACGCGUUCGUCGUGACGGGUCACCCAGGGAUCGGAAAAACCAUAUUCCUCCUAUACCUUCUUCUCUAUCGUCUUCAGCGCUGCCUUCCGACGGCGGUCCAAUUCGACGAUCAUCGUUAUUUCCUCUUCGACGAACAAGGCGCUUUGGCCCGUUCUGUGGUUGAUCUCGACGAACCGCGAAUCCUCCAGUGCUGGGCCCUGGCCGACAGCAAUUCCAACGUCUCCCAGCCGUGUUUAGGCUUCCAAAGUGACGCCAAGCUUGUCAUCCAGGCGUCGUCACCGAAACCCUCGACAUGGAAGGAAUGGUUGAAGCAGGCCGAGGGCGGGCGGCUCUACUCAGAGCUGCCCACGAUACUUGAGAUUGCUGCCAUCCUAAAGGAGUUUUGCUUGGACCCAUCUUCUACUUUCCCCCUCGUGUCCAGGUGGGGACCAUCUACUCGCUCGAUCAUCGACAUCGUGAUUGCUGCCGCCUGUGGACGCGGCUGGACAGUCGAAGAAGAAUUGGAAGCUGAUGCCAACGGAGCAGCAAUCCAGCAGCGAAGGUUUUAGCGUCAGGUUCGUCCGCCCUUGCCGCUCAUACGACAACACGGCCCUCACCUCGUCACGAGCUAUCUCCUUCAUCCCGACGAAGUUCCUCGACAAUCUCUUCGCAGCACAUUGCACCGAAUUUACCAACCAGAAAUGCCUCGACCUUUUCAAAGCGUUCAGUUCUAAUUCUCUGACACGGACCGCUGCCGCCUGGGGUUUCGAAAUUCGCGUGCAUAAACACCUGUAUACAGCCGGUGUGGAUCUUGAUAUCUUUAGAGCCGAUGCACUGCAGAUGAAGAUGCGACCGUCGCCCAAGCUCGUCCCUGGCACAGCGGCCGGGCUUAAGAGCACCAGUGCGCGUGACUCCUUCUACUGGAUGCCGUCCGUCAUGAAUUUUCCGGGUAUCGAUGGCGUUCUCGGCGAUACCGAGGGGAACAUCUUUGCCGUGCAGACGACUAUAGCAGACGACCAUCGUACUCCCGACGAUGGCCUACGACGGACCUGGAAAGAACUCGAAGACCACGCUCGAAGGGGUCGUACCUGGCACUUGGUCGUCGUUGGAGACACUCCAAGAGCGGUUAAUGGGCUCGUAGCGAAGUAUUCGAGGCAUUUGGAGCAUUUCACCCUUGGCCUCUCGCGGGUACAUGUGCAAGUGUGGGGUUAUGUUCUUCCCUUUUCCCGUUUGAUGUAAGCUGUGUUGGAACCACAAGCUGCGCUUCGUACGUUUUUUACGUUUAGCGUUCUACAUCCUUCCUUAUGAUAGAGCUCGGAGCUGUGUCCGCUUGUUCGUCGUACAAUACUUGCUUAUACUUACUCGCGCACCCUCGUAUCGCGCACUUCAGACUUUGCCCGUUUCGUGCCAGGUCUGAGGUGAGCUGUAUACCUUAUGAUCGUCCGUUUCGAGCCUUUGCUUACUUUACCUUUAGUUCUAACCCUUGUCGGGUUCCUUUAGGUGAAUAGAAUAGACUUUGC
Stereum hirsutum FP-91666 SS1 is the source of this 1797-nucleotide messenger RNA. RefSeq lists its product as uncharacterized. Bases 4 to 846 code for a protein of 280 amino acids. The record is from RefSeq and is a predicted model, not a curated record. Lineage: Eukaryota; Fungi; Basidiomycota; Agaricomycetes; Russulales; Stereaceae. The transcript is spliced from 4 exons.